Messenger RNA from Scomber japonicus (chub mackerel), 6186 nucleotides. Its product is annotated as PH domain leucine-rich repeat-containing protein phosphatase 1-like. NCBI's taxonomy places the organism in Eukaryota, Metazoa, Chordata, Actinopteri, Scombriformes, Scombridae. The transcript has 17 exons. The record is from RefSeq and is a predicted model, not a curated record. Bases 289 to 5403 code for a protein of 1704 amino acids. Gene Ontology annotation, molecular function: protein binding.
CCGUACAGUAGCAGUUCUCCGCUUCCAUGGCGACCGACUAAGACUAAAACUCCAUGGCGACGGACUAAGACUAAAAUUCCAUGGCAACCGACUAAAAGAGAAAUCCCAUGGCAACCGGGAUGAUGUAGCAGCAGCAGGGGAACAACAACAACUCUUUUUCUUUUUAAGGGGACAAAACUGCGCAGUACUUUUUUUUAGCAUGCUAAGUGCUAAGUGGACGGCUAGCAUUCACCUGCUAACGAAGAAGCUAACUCGAAGCUAACACGAAGCUAACGUGAAGCUAACAGGAUGGACCAAACACCUCAGGGUGAGUCUAAUGGUGACAGUAUAUCGGCGGUGAAGCAGCAGCUCGGCGGGUUAACUACCACCGCCGGGAAGAGACCUUCAAUCGGUGAGGAUGAGGCUAAGUUAUUCGGGGGGAAAGCACUGGCGGCCACCUCCCUUCUCCAGAUUGCGAUAAGAAACGGGAUCUAUCAAAACCAAGCUGCCAACAUUUACACUCUAACAUCAGCCAAUAGUAACACCACCACUCCUCCUGUUGUUGUCAACUCUUUGCUGUGUAAGAAGAGGAGACACAGGCACAAGAGGAAUCUAUCUUUAGGAGCUCCACCGACUAGCAGCUCCUCCUCUGCUGCAGAAGCUGCCACCCUUGCUCCUGCAGCCUCUCCUCUGAGCACCCUCAGCUUAGAUAGGAAGACUUUUCUCAGGCAAAAGCAAUCCAAGCAGCUCCAGGCCUCCGAUAAGACAUGGGUGAGAUCGGACCUGCGGCGUGGAUGCAUUCACGUCCACGACUGGCUCACGCCCAGCUACCCGCGGCCGGUGCUGUGCACGGUGGACACUGCAGCUGGAGAGGUCGCCUGCAAGCUGGAAGGGAGUAAAGCUGGGGCUGUGUUGAGAGUUAACUGUAAAACUACUGCUGUGCAUGACUCAAAUGAGCAAGGGAAGGAUAGUAAAGCACAGACUGAUGAUAGUAGAAGUGUCAAAAGCCUCAAAGGAGAAGAAAAUGAGGCUCUGCAGUACAGCAGCAACACAAAACAGUGUUAUCCUGACACUAAACUGUCUGCCUCUAGCUUGUUUUUGGAUGAUAAAACAGCAAGUAACUCUUCAUCAGAGGUGUACCUGAAUGAUAUUGGUGUGGAUUUGAGUCUCAGUGUGGCAGAUUGUUAUGGUGUCUACUCGGGCUCGGAUAUGGAGAGCAGCACCUGUGAGGACUUCAGUGGUGGACACAGAAGCACAGAGCACCGGGACUCCCUCAGCGAUGGGUUGGGUGUCGGCACAGACUCCUCAGUGUUGAGCCCGAAUUGUGACAGCGCCACAGAGGGACCUGACCCAUUUGAGAGCUCGUCAGACGAAGUAGAUCUCACUUCAUCUCCCACACACUCAACCAGCAUCUCUACUGCAGAUCUCCCCACCUCCACCACCACUUCCACAGACCCCUGCACCACCUCUAACCAUGUUACAACCACACUAGACAAUGAAUCUGGAUCUAUCGAUAACACAGACCCCCCCAAACUCAUCAAUCAUCCUUCUAAAUGCUCCAGCAGCUCUCAAACUCGUCCCCUGACCAGCCAAGCAGCUGUCCAGCCCGACCCGGACCUCCCCCCCGAGGGGCCCAGAGCAUGGCCGGAGCCUGUAAACACAACCCCGACCCCGGCCCUCUUCCUCCAGCUGCACGGCGGAGCUGUGAGGCGGCUGGCGGAUGAUGAACGACCCCUGCAGAUACUGAAAGAGUACCUCACUAAUCUGGGGUUUGAAGAUGAGUGGAGGGUGCAGGAGGAGGCGAUGAAUCCAGAAAUUGGCUGCCUGAUCCGCUUUUACUUUGGAAAGCCUCGGAGUGUGGGAGGCUCGGAGCGCGUGCAGCUUUCUGGAGUGUUCAACGUGCGGAAAGGGAAGCUGGCGCUGCCGGUGAACCGCUGGUCGAAGCGUCAGGUCACGCUGAGCGGGACUUGCCUCAUUGUCUCGUCUGUGAAACACGCUCACACGGGCAAGAUGCACAUCCUCCCUCUCAUCGGAGGAAAGGUGGAAGAGGUGAAGAGACACAGCCACUGUCUGGCUCUGAGCUCAGCCGGUCCCCAAAGCCAGACGUAUUACAUCAGCUACGACUCCUACACAGAGCACCUCCGCUGGCACCGCACCGCCUCCAAGAUCGCGUCCCAGAGAGUGAACUCAGUCGACCUGUCCUGCUGCAGCCUAGAGGAACUGCCCGCUCAGCUGUUUUACAGCCAGGACCUCACCCACCUCAAUCUCAAAAGCAACUUCAUGUCACCGCACAAAGGUGUUCCAGCACUCACCAGGUUCUGUAAACUGAGAAGCCUCAGUCUGUCAAAUAACGCUCUGUCCGAGUUUCCUCUGGCUUUGUGUGACAUCACCUCACUCACCGAGCUCAACCUGUCUGGAAACCGUCUCUCGUCUCUUCCCGCUGAAGUUGGAACGAUGCAUAACCUGCAGACUCUUCUUCUGGACGGUAACCUCCUGAGCUCUCUGCCCGUGGAUCUGGGCUCUCUGGAGGGCCUGACCUACCUCGGCUUGUCCUUCAACUGUUUUAGCUGCGUCCCCUCGAUCCUGGAGAAGCUGAGAGGUUUGGAGAGACUCUGCCUGGCAGGGAACCAGCUCUCCGUCCUGAACAUGGCCGGACUGCAGUGGCUGCCCGCUCGCCACAUAGAUCUCAGGCUGAACCGGCUUCAGACGGUGACAGUGGGAGACACGGAGCAGCUGGUCCACAUCGUCCAGCUGGACCUGAGGGACACUGGUCUACAGGAGCUGGACGUGACUCCUCUCUGCAGGCUGGAGCUGCUCCGCUGUGACAGAAACACUCUGUCCCUCCUCAGAGUCAGCGGUCACGCCCUCAAGAGCCUGCACGCAGCACACAACGAGCUAAAACAGCUGGAGGUGCAGCCGACGCCAGAGAAUCUGACCGUUCUCGAUUUGUCCUGGAACAAGCUGGCCUGUGUUCCUGACUGGGUGUGUGAGAGCAGCAAACUGGAGGUUUUGGACAUCAACCACAAUUCUGUUACUGAGCUGCCUUCACAGCUGCUGUCCAGUGGGAGCCUGAGAAAGCUGCUGGCAGGCUGGAACGAUGUGUGUCAGCUGGCUGAGAGGCUGGAGGGAUCGCAGCUCGAGGUCCUGGAUCUCCAACACAACCAUCUGACCGAGCUCCCACACAACCUGUUCAUCAAAGCACAGAGUUUGCGAUUCCUAAACGUGUCGGCCAAUAAGCUGGAGAACCUCCCCGCGGCCAGCCUAUCGGAGGACAGUUUCAGCAGCCUGGAGGAGCUCUACGUGACCAAUAACAGCCUGACAGACAAGUGUGUCCCUCUUCUGACGGGUCACGGCCACCUCAGGGUGCUUCACCUCGCCUACAACCAGCUGCAGACCUUCACCGCCAGUAAACUGGCACAACUGGAGCAGCUAGAGGAGCUGGACCUGAGCGGCAACAGACUGAGAGCCGUGCCCACCACCAUCCUGAACUGUCAGCGCAUGCACACGCUCUCUGCCCACUCCAACUGCAUCAACGCCUUCCCCGAGGUCCUGCAGCUGCCCGAAAUCAAGUGUGUCGACCUGAGCUGCAACGAGCUGACCGACAUCAAUCUGCCGGAGUCGCUCCCUCAGAAGCUUCAGGAGCUGGACCUGACAGGAAAUCCCCGUCUCAACCUCGACCACAAGAGCCUGGAGCUUCUCAAUAAUAUCCGAUGUUUCAGGGUAGAUCCAUCGCCGUCUGCUCCGUGUGUGAGCGAGAGUCACGGGGCCCCCGCAGUCUGGAGUCACGGCUACACCGAGGCCUCCGGAGUCAAAAACAAGCUGUGUGUGGCGGCUCUGGCUCUGGACAGCUUCUGUGGAAUUCGGGAGGCGCUGUACGGCGUGUUCGACGGAGACAGGAACGUAGAGGUGCCUUACCUGCUGCAGUGCACCAUGGGAGACGUGCUAGCGGAGGAGCUGCACAGGGGCCAAAGGGAGGAAGACUACAUGACCAACACCUUCCUCACUAUGCAGAGGAAGUUGGGUACAGCAGGUCAGAGGAUGGGCGGCUCGGCGGCGUUGUGUCACAUCAGACACGACCCAGUGGCUCCCGGCGAGCACGGCGGCUGUUUCACCCUGAAGGCGGCCAACGUGGGCCGCUGCCAGGCCGUGCUGUGCCGAGACGGGAAAGCUAUGCAACUCUCCACCGUCCACACCGUCAAAGAGGAGCCGGAGUACCAGAGGGUCCGACAGCACAACGCCAUCAUCACCGAGGAUAACAAAGUCAGCGGUGUAACUGACUCCACCAGAAUUAUGGGAUACUCCUUCCUGUGCCCCUCGGUGACCCCGCGACCCCACGUCUCCACGGUGACGCUCACCCCGCAGGACGAGUUCUUCCUCCUGGGCAGCCGGGGCUUGUGGGACAUGUUGUCUCCCAGCGAGGCGGUGGAGGCGGUCAGGAACGUCCCGGACGCUCUCGCCGCCGCCAAGAAGCUGGUGACUCUGGCUCAGAGCUACGGCUGCUCCGACAGCCUCAGCGCCGUCGUCGUGCAGCUCAGCAUCACCGAGGACUGCUGCUGUUUCUGCGAGCCGCCGCCCCCCCCUCCGAGCCCCGGCCCGGGCGUGCACACCGGCACCCACCCUUACUCGGGGAGCGGCGACGGCAUCCCGCUGCCGCCCGCCUCCUCGGGAACCGUGAGCGAGCUGAGCAGUGAGUUCAGCACGUCAGAGAUGAGUAGUGAGGUCGGCUCCACGGCGUCCUCGGAGGAGCCGCCGCCCCAAACCGAGCCGAUGACAUCACACCUGAACCUGCCGGGGCGGGUCGGUGUGCGGAGGGCCGCCUGUGCCGGGGGCAGCUUCCAGAGGCAGUUCUCCGGAGCACUGUCUGACAACGGGCUGGACAGCGAGGACGAGGAGCCCAUCGCCGGCGUCUUCUCUAACGGCAGCCGCGUGGAGGUGGAGGCUGACGUCCACUGUCUGCACGGCCGGGACUGCACCGCACCUCAAACACACACCCACACCCCCACACACUCAAACGCAAGCAUUCCUCCACCCGUCGCCUCCAAUCACGAGCCUCCGCCGCCUCCUCCUCCCGUCUCCUCCCUGUCUCCCGCCGCCCCUCCGUCCUCCCCCUGCCUCGGCGGGGAGUCUCGGUCGGGGACUCUGGGUCGCAGGGCUCGAGCUAACGGCUCCGUAGCCUGCCAAGGACGGAGCCAGGACCUCAUAGAGGAGGCGGGCGACGUUCCCGUGAGGAAGCAGGGCGGUUACUUCAACGCUCCCGCUCAGCCGGACCCCGACGAUCAGCUCAUCAUCCCCCCGGAGCUGGAGGAGGAGGUGCGGCAGAUCAUCCAGCAGCAGCAGCAGCAGCAGGAGCAGCAGAUGCAAACACACAACCAGCAAACACACACCUACCAGAAACCUGCAGACUAUUUUGUCACACCUCUUUAACUCCUGCCCCCCCCCCUCCUCCUCCCCCUCCUCCUCCUCCUCUUCCUUCAUCACAUCAGCUGGUGUCAGUUUCUCCUCCUGUGUUUCAGAGUUCGUAGAGCUUCAGGAACGGAGAUCUGUGGAAUCAGGACCGUCAGUCUCUGCUUUCAUUCGUACUGCUUCCUCCAAAACCGAAGAAGAGUGUUGUGAACAUGGACCAGAGAGACUGUGUUUUGUUAUUCACUUUAUUUUGUACUGUUCACUCUAUGCGCCCCAAGAAACGCAAUGCAAUUUUUAUAACACUUUAUGUUGAUUAAAUCAUCAAUUGUUUAAUGUAAUUGAUUUGAAAUGAUAUCAUAUCUUUAAUUUGAAAACAAAAAAAGCAUUUUGAAUGCUUUUUAUUAGACUUUGAGUUAAUUCUGUUAAGUGGUACUUUGAGAUCUUCUGUUCUUCUUCUGUCGUAGCAGCAUUUCCCCCCGUCUGUCAUGGUUGUCGGCCUUCGGAGUUAGUGAGCUGUUAAACUAACUCCCAGGAGUUUAAUACUUUAAAAGUGACCUAGUCACUGAAGCGUACUAAUAUUCUCUGAGAGAAAAGAUGAUUAUUCCAGGUUUGUGUUCUUGGGGGGAGGGGGGGGGGGUGCAGAGUUCAGAGUGGUGCUGCAGUGGUGAGUAAAAGCUGAACAGGAGGGAUCCUCACAGUUACUACCAGCUCGACCGACGUUCUCAGAACAGUGUUACACUUCUUGACGAUGGCAAACCGCACAACAGAGCUACUUUUGCUAUAUAAUAAAUUAAAGUUUUCAGA